AUGAGCAACGCUAAUCCUUACGGAAAUAACAAUCCGUACGCCGAAAACUAUGAAAUGCAAGAGGAGAACUUUAAUAAUGCUCCCACAGGCCACACAGACGGCAGCGAUGAUUUCGUCGGGUUCAUGAACAAGAUCAACACUAUCAAUGCGAACUUAUCCAGGUACGAGAACAUCAUCAACCGGAUUGAUAUGCAGCACAAGGACCUGCUGACCCAGGUGAGCGAAGAACAAGAAAUGGAAUUGAGACGCUCUUUGGAUGACUACAUCUCCCAGGCCACCGACUUGCAGUACCAAUUGAAAACGGAUAUCAAAGACGCCCAGAAGGACGGGUUGCAAGACCCUAACAAGCAGGCCCAAGCGGAAAAUUCAAGACAGAAAUUCUUGAAGCUGAUUCAGGAUUACAGGAUUAUCGAUUCCAAUUACAAGGAAGAAAGCAAAGAGCAAGCCAAGAGACAAUACACAAUCAUUCAGCCGGAAGCCACAGACGAAGAGGUGGAAGCAGCCAUCAACGAUGUCAACGGCCAACAAAUCUUUUCUCAAGCUCUGCUAAAUGCCAAUAGGCGUGGUGAGGCCAAGACUGCGUUGGCUGAAGUGCAAGCUAGACACCAAGAGUUGCUGAAGUUGGAGAGGACAAUGGCAGAACUGACCCAAUUAUUCAACGACAUGGAGGAACUGGUCAUCGAACAACAGGAGAACGUGGAUGUCAUCGACAAGAAUGUUGAAGACGCCCAGCAGGACGUAGAGCAGGGAGUGGGCCACACCAACAAGGCCGUCAAGAGUGCCAGAAAAGCAAGAAAGAACAAGAUAAGAUGCUACAUCAUCUGCUUCGUGAUCUUUGCCGUUGUCGUGGUGGUCGUUGUCGUCCCCUCCGUCGUGGAAUCAAGAAAAUAA
Molecule: messenger RNA, 891 nt
Organism: Saccharomyces eubayanus
Lineage: Eukaryota; Fungi; Ascomycota; Saccharomycetes; Saccharomycetales; Saccharomycetaceae
Gene: SSO2
Product: syntaxin
Exons: 1
Coding region: 1-891 (296 amino acids)
Biological process (GO): vesicle fusion; intracellular protein transport; exocytosis
Cellular component (GO): plasma membrane; endomembrane system; SNARE complex
Molecular function (GO): SNARE binding; SNAP receptor activity
Source: RefSeq, a predicted model, not a curated record